GCGAGUCUGCUACUUGGAAGCUGGGCAAUUUAUCGACCUGGGAUUGAACAUUAUGACAUGGAAGAUAUCCCGACUGCGCUUUGCACUCACCUCAUCUAUUCCUUCUGUAGUGUCCAAUGUCUCCUGGGGAUUUUUCGUUCUCGAUCCGGAAGUACACCUUCAACAUUUUAAAAUCAAACCAUCUUGUUUCGUCACGGUUGUUCGAUGGAAGAGGGAUCUUGAUGAGGAAGGAGGCUAUAGGAAACUGGUGAGAUUGCUUGAAGUGAUAGGACCAGACCUGAAGGUGACGCUGGCCGUUAGUUGGUGGGGUGAAGGGAGAAGGAUGUACUUGCCGUUGGCGAUGGGCCCUGCAAGGAGGGAAUCGUUCGUCCGAUCUGUUGUCGAGUACCCGAACAAGCAUGAUUUCGACAGAUUCGACCUGGACUGGGAAUACCCAGGAGCAGCAGAUGGAAGCGAAAGUUGCGUGGACGAGGACAACUUUCUCUAUUUCUGUCAGGAGUCGUCAGAGGCAUUUGCAGCGGUUGGAAAACGCUGGGAACUCACGGCUGCCGUCCUUGUUGACUUGAUAUACGAGUAUAUCAUUUCCACUAGAGCUUUUCGAGUUCGUCUCUUCCUGUUCGUGACAUCACUCAUGGGAAAUGUUUUCCCCAAGUUUACAUCCAGUAUU
Molecule: messenger RNA, 667 nt
Organism: Darwinula stevensoni
Lineage: Eukaryota; Metazoa; Arthropoda; Ostracoda; Podocopida; Darwinulidae
Source: the annotation of a GenBank genome assembly